AAAUCCGUGAAAAGAAAAAAAAAAUUCCAUGCUUAGGCCUAUAAGUUGCACCACGUGACACACGGGGACGCUCAUUUGCAAAUAAUUGCUGCGUAAAAGUGGAUAAUAACAUGGAGCUUAAUUAGAGCAACGUGUCUGUAAUUAAGUUACAUUUGAGGCGGAUUGGGUAAGGAUCAGAUCACACAUGUAUAUAUAUAUAUAUACACACACACACACACACUCACAUACACGCACAUACACGCACACACACGUGAUCUAGCUUUCUGGGAAUGUUCCUGGAAAGCAACGCGCUGCUUCAGAACGGAGGAAAAACCUGUAGAAAGAUACACACUCGCACAGGAUCCUGCGGUGGACACAAGCUAAGCGACAAGAUCUUGAUUUGUUGACGGACGUUUGCGGUUUAAAAUGGUUUAAAAACCAACCCUACAUACACAUAUAAAGUGGAAGAAUUGGUAGUGAGAACAUGCCCACGGCUGCGGUUUAGGGUUGGACAACACGAGUGUGAGCAGCUUUAUUUCUGAAGUCUGGAACCUGGGAUAAAUAAUUCACAGUAUUAUUCUAGGAUGUGGUGAACUUGCCGCAGUGCUUCAUUGAAUCUGUGCAACUGCAUGGAAAAGAUUUUGGAUGGGGCACACACAGUGCAUCUCCAAGUCAGCAGAGAGCGAAGCGUUUGUGGCCCAGAGUGGAAGCUGGAGGCUCGAUGAGCUUUGUAUUGAGCUCUCCGGGACUCCUGCGAUCAACCCAGACCUCAUUCCUGAAAAACUUGACCCCGGAGUACGAGUACAGGCGCACAGGCUGGAGCCGGACCUAGUGGAUCCAGCUGAGGAAGUCCAGAGAUUAAAGGAUGCUAUGACACACCUUCAGGAGUCGGGCUGGUACUGGGGCUCGAUAACUGCAGCUGAGGCUAAGGAGCUUCUGAGCAACACUCUGGAGGGUUCCUUCCUCGUGAGAGACAGUUCGAGCCCGCAUUACCACCUCACCCUGUCCGUGAAAACCGAGCUCGGCCCUACGCACCUGCGCAUCGAGUACAUGAACGGUCAGUUCGGCUUCGACUCUGUAGUGAUGGCUCGGCCUCAUCUCCGGCAGUUUAAAGGAGCGGUGGAAUUGGUGCAGUAUUACACUCUGGCCUAUCGCAGGCAGGCGGCUCUCCGGGAGCUUGGCACAGAUCGCCAUACACGUCCGACUGCAAUGGCGGAGAAUACGCUGAAGCUCAAACUCAACAAACCGCUAUACAAGGCUCCGCCCAGUUUACAGCACCUGUGCCGUAUAGUUAUAAACCAACAUUCUCGUGAUCACAGACACUUACCUUUGCCCGAAAUGUUGAAGGAAAUCCUGCGGGAAUAUCCGUUCGUACUCUAGACUGUCUUCAGUAUUCCAUUUGAGUAAAUAUUUCCUGAUAUCAUUCAAAUUUGGGCUUCCUGCCAUGCCCCCCCCCACCUCCCCAUGAAUUUUUGUUUUGUCUUGUUUUUGUUUUUUUUGUAACAGACACGAUUAAUCAGCACAACCUGAUCUCGCACAAUAACCGUAUCCAUAUAUUGUAAUUGUAGCUGUAUGUAAUUUACCUACAAGCACUAACCCCGCCCCCUUAUCCAAACCUCAACCAAUCAGCACUUUACGUAUGAACUGGCUCAUGAAUCACGAGUUCUUCCAAAUCAAUUUAGAAAUCAAAUUCCGUUGUCUGUUCAAAGCCAUCAUUUUUAAAUCGGUUAUGGAUUUGCUGUUAAAUGAGUGAUCUUGUAUGAUUGUUACCCACGGCAGCAAUUUAUCCGUAAAUGAAGUGCGGCAGUGUGUCGAUUGGGGUUUAAUAUCGGUGACGUGUCUAGCGUGUAUAUGUCUGAUGGCUACGGUCGUAAUGUGAGUGUUAUAUAGUCUGAUGUUUGGCAGCUGCAUAGGAAUGGUCAAAACAGUACAGAUAUAUUCCUUUUUGUUUUUCUACCUGUUUUGAUGACAAUUCUGGCAUAUUACAAGUGACGCACUCCAUCCAUGUAAUUUUUGUGUCCAAUAUAACAUAAUGCAAAUAACAGUCCGUCAUCAUGGUACACGGAUAUCCGAUCACAGCUAUGUCAUGUUUACAACCAACUCCAUAGAUUUAAUUUGUAUUAAUUCAUCAAAUGCGGGAACCCCCUGCCCCCCCCCCCCCC
Messenger RNA from Ictalurus punctatus (channel catfish), 2141 nucleotides. Its product is annotated as suppressor of cytokine signaling 2. Lineage: Eukaryota; Metazoa; Chordata; Actinopteri; Siluriformes; Ictaluridae. Gene Ontology annotation, biological process: intracellular signal transduction; phosphatidylinositol phosphate biosynthetic process. Gene Ontology annotation, cellular component: phosphatidylinositol 3-kinase complex. Gene Ontology annotation, molecular function: 1-phosphatidylinositol-3-kinase regulator activity. The transcript has 4 exons. The record is from RefSeq and is a predicted model, not a curated record. The coding region runs from base 625 to 1359 and encodes 244 amino acids.